AUGGAUGAAUUGAGGCUCAAAGUGAUGGUGUGGAGUGGAAUCUACAAGUUACAUACUAAAAAUCGCCUUCUGGGUAUAUGCCACGACGUGUACAGAGUUCUAAUGAUAUUAUACAUGUCGAUAUACACUGCCCAGCAUUGCGUUUUCUUCUACAUGAAUGUUACACGUGGGGACGUAAUUAACUGGCAAGUGGCCGUAUUCAGUCUAACAAUGUUAAACAUGGUUGUUAAAGUCAUCACAAUUUACAUGCACCCUGAGAGCAUAGAUGAAAUACAUGAUUUAAUUAAAGAUCCUAUGUUUGCUGCAACAUGUAAGGAAGAUGAAGAUGUCAUCAAGAAAAAUGAACAUCACAUUGGUUUGUAUAUAAAAAUCACGUACCUAGCGGUGAUUGCAUGCUUGUUUUUUUGGGUGGCUUUAAUUAUUGUCACCAGAGUUGUGGAUGACACUGCUAUACCCCCAUCGUAUUUUCCGUUUGCUACUAAUCCGUGGCCACAGUACAUAAUCGCUACAUUUGUGGAAACUGUGGGAUCCACCUUCUGGGCUGGAUUCGGGCACAUGAGUAUAGACUGCAGUGUAGCGUGCUACUACGCCCGUGCUACAGCUCAGCUGAGAAUUAUAAGAUACCACUUGGAGCAUUUGUUUGACAACGGUGGAGCUCAGGGUCGUUUUCAAUAUAAAGAUGUUCUAGACAGAAGUUUAGACGAGAAAUUCGUUUACUAUAUUCGGCGCUAUCAAUAUGUCAAUAGGAUGAUUGAUAGCGUGAGUGACGGUUUUAACUGGGGUAUAGCAUUUCAUAUAUGUAGCGUGACAACCGGCAUCAGUAUGUGUGUCUUUGUAAUGAGCACCAGAGACAUCUUCUCAUUGGAUAUGUUAUUCAUGGUUACCAUAUUUGUCCUUCUUCUAUUAGGAAAUUUUAUGUACUGUUACUGCGGAGACUUGGUGAAAAGCGAGAGCGAUCAGGUGUGCACGUCAAUGUACUUCAGUGAUUGGACAGUAGUGUCGCCGCGGUUCCGGCGUAUGAUGCUGAUAGCAAUGCCUCGCUGGGCGCGUCCGAUCGAGCCUCGUGUGACCAUUGUACCCAUCUCGCUUACUACAUUCGCAUCGAUUUUACGUUUCUCAUACACAUUGUACACCAUGAUGAGAACUAGAACGAUGUAGAAAUUGAGAUUCUUAAUUAGUAUUUGCACUAUUAAUUUUCCUGAUCUAUGUAUAAUGUAAUCCAUGUUUUACAUUACCAUGUUGAUUUUUAAUCCUUUCUUUUAAUUAUAAGGCACAUACAAUAAUACUGAAUCUCUAUCAUAACAUUCUCGCAAAAAUGCAUUCAUUUACACAUCUUGUAUUUUCUGUUCCUGUUUACUCACACUUGAAAAGCAAUAUUCUAUGUACAAAUAUUUGUGAAAACUUUUUUGCAAAUAUUAGGUUUAAUUUUUGUAAUUCUUGUACUGAAUAACAUGCACAACAAUAAAAUAAAAUAAAA
This is a messenger RNA of Ostrinia furnacalis (Asian corn borer), 1477 nucleotides long. Its product is annotated as odorant receptor 2a-like. The transcript is spliced from 9 exons. Lineage: Eukaryota; Metazoa; Arthropoda; Insecta; Lepidoptera; Crambidae. The record is from RefSeq and is a predicted model, not a curated record. Gene Ontology annotation, biological process: sensory perception of smell; detection of chemical stimulus involved in sensory perception of smell. Gene Ontology annotation, molecular function: odorant binding; olfactory receptor activity. Bases 1 to 1158 code for a protein of 385 amino acids. Gene Ontology annotation, cellular component: plasma membrane.